This is a messenger RNA of Exophiala dermatitidis NIH/UT8656, 1701 nucleotides long. RefSeq names its product guanine nucleotide-binding protein subunit beta-like protein. Gene Ontology annotation, molecular function: protein kinase C binding; translation regulator activity; ribosome binding. NCBI's taxonomy places the organism in Eukaryota, Fungi, Ascomycota, Eurotiomycetes, Chaetothyriales, Herpotrichiellaceae. Bases 351 to 1487 code for a protein of 378 amino acids. The record is from RefSeq and is a predicted model, not a curated record. Gene Ontology annotation, biological process: positive regulation of protein phosphorylation; rescue of stalled cytosolic ribosome. The transcript is spliced from 3 exons. Gene Ontology annotation, cellular component: nucleus; cytosol.
UAGCAUCCUCCUGAUGAGGAUAGAUACUAGGCAUUUAGUAAGUAGAGAAGAUCCUCACGAAAAGGAAAACAACAUCGAGCCAAAUCCAGCUGUACGAAAUGAUGUAAGAGGACUUUAACAAAAUAGUAUAUUUAUUCUAUCGAGAGUGAUGACUAACCGCCACUUCAACCCUGGCUUAUCGACCAGCUACUCUCAUUCAAGCCGUCGAAAACAUGAAUAGAGAAUCUGAGAGAUUGCAGCUGAGAUCAAGCCAGACUGCUCGCACAUCUUUGGGACUCUACUUGUCCGAUGAGACUGUGGACUCAAAGAAUGCUCCGCCGGUUGCGGAAAUGCAGUGAAGUCUGAAACAUAUGCACUUCGAGUCUGAAAGCGCCGCCGGAGGACUUGGCGCGUUGCCAAGAUUCGGGGCACUUUUCGAUGCCACACAAGAGCUUUUGGCCGAUCGCAUCGUUACCUCGACUGCGGCCUUCAAUUCUACAAGAAAAAAGGUCAUCCCAGCAUUCCCAGCUUCGCUCCGACCGGAUCCUCAAGUCACCAUGGCUGAACAACUUAUUCAACGUGGUACCCUUGAAGGCCACAGCGGCUGGGUUACCAGUCUCGCAACCAGCUUGGAGAACCCUAACAUGCUGUUGUCCGGCUCGAGAGAUAAGACCCUCAUCGUCUGGAACCUGACCCGCGACGAGACUGCCUACGGAUACCCCAAGCGAUCCCUUCACGGUCACUCGCACAUUGUCUCGGACUGUGUCAUUUCCUCCGACGGCGCAUAUGCCCUUUCCUCCUCGUGGGACAAGACCCUGCGCCUGUGGGAGUUGUCUACCGGCAACACCACCCGAACUUUCGUCGGCCACACCAACGAUGUCCUCUCCGUUUCUUUCUCCGCCGACAACAGACAGAUCGUCUCCGGAUCGCGAGACCGAACCAUCAAGCUGUGGAACACCCUGGGAGAUUGCAAGUACACAAUCACCGACAAGGGUCACACCGACUGGGUCUCGUGCGUUCGUUUCUCGCCAAACCCGCAAAACCCGGUCAUUGUGAGCGCUGGCUGGGACAAAUUGGUCAAGGUCUGGGAAUUGGCUUCCUGCCGUCUGCAAACUGACCACAUUGGUCACACCGGCUACAUCAACACCGUCACCAUCUCCCCCGAUGGCUCGCUGUGUGCAUCCGGCGGCAAGGACGGCACCACCAUGCUCUGGGAUCUCAACGAGUCCAAGCAUCUCUACUCCCUCCAGGCCGGUGACGAAAUCCACGCCCUUGUCUUCUCGCCCAACAGAUACUGGCUGUGCGCCGCUACCACCUCCUCCAUCACCAUCUUCGACUUGGAAAAGAAGAGCAAAGUUGACGAGCUCAAGCCUGAGUACAUUGAGAAGGGCAAGAAGUCUCAAGAACCAUACUGUGUCAGCUUGGCCUGGAGUGCUGAUGGCCAGACUCUGUUCUCUGGCUACACCGACAACAAGAUCCGUGCCUGGGGAGUUAUGUCACGAGCAUAGAGUGGGAAAGCAGUCACCAAGGAGAGGCAGAAGAAGAAUCAGGGGGCCCUGUAUCGGCAAGUUGAGGUACCUGCCGUGAACAAAAUGUGUUUGUGCCAUAGCCACCUCUCUCGGUAGGACCGGUGGAUGGACGGAGCCGGCGCAUUUGGUGGUGUGCUUGUGCUACAAAAGUUAGCAUGAGACUAGCACGAGGAAUGAUCAGUGUUCAAAGCCA